Molecule: messenger RNA, 1201 nt
Organism: Apus apus (common swift)
Lineage: Eukaryota; Metazoa; Chordata; Aves; Apodiformes; Apodidae
Gene: STX19
Product: syntaxin 19
Exons: 2
Coding region: 323-1201 (292 amino acids)
Biological process (GO): intracellular protein transport; exocytosis; synaptic vesicle fusion to presynaptic active zone membrane
Cellular component (GO): SNARE complex; synaptic vesicle; plasma membrane
Molecular function (GO): SNARE binding; SNAP receptor activity
Source: RefSeq, a predicted model, not a curated record
GAAAGCAAGCAAUUUGCCUGUCUAUUGCAGUGGCAGAAGUCAGCUGCUCUCUCACACCACCGCUCCUGAAGAUGAACCCUUGGACAACUACAUAAGAACCAGAAGUAGAAUGCAUACAGAAAAUGCUUAAAGGAAUGGCACUCCAGAAAUUUACUAUGUUUUCCAGAUUGUACUGAAGCUUACCCUUAGGAGUUCCUCUGUAUGAAACAGAAAGCCACUAGCACAGGAUUAAAAGUGAAACAAGAAAAAACAGACUGGAGUUAACUCCCUGUGUUGCAAGAGGGGAAAGAAACCUGAAAAAAAAAGCCUGAACGCAAAAACCAUGAGAGACCGCCUCCAAGAGUUUAAACUGAGAGCUAAGGAACUGCAGACAGCUGGAGAAAACAACAGUGCAACUGUACAAGAAGAAGAGCCGGAGGAGCUUGAACAGCAGGCCAUUAUUUAUGAAAAAGAGCCCAUAACUGAAAGGCACUUGCAUGAAAUUCAGAAGCUUCAGAAUGAAAUUAAUAAUUUGGUGGAGGAAGUUAAUAAAUUCAGUCAACAACAAAAAAGCCUACUAUCUUCAAUGAGAAGAUUCAGUGUUCUUAAAAAGGAAUCUAACAUAGCAAAAGAAAUAAAAAUUCAAGCAGAGCACAUAAGAAAAAGUUUGGAUGAACUGUUGAAAACAGUGAAAAAAGCUGAAAAUGAACAUGGGCCAUCACGUGCCACAGUAAGAAUUCUAGCUUACCAGCAUGCUUUCUUAUCCCAGCGUUACCUAAAUGCUAUGCUCUCGUACAAUGAUGCUAUAACAGCUAAGCAAGAGAAAUGCAGAAGAUUUAUUGUCCGUCAGCUUGAGGUAGCUGGUAAAGAGGUAUCUGAGGAAGAAGUCAAUGACAUGUUCCAACAAGGAAAAUGGGAGAUUUUCAAUGAAAAUCUACUCACUGAAGUAAAAAUUACCAAAGCUCAGCUUUCAGAGAUUGAACAGAGACACAAAGAACUAGUCAAUCUGGAGAACCAGAUCAAAGACUUAAAGGAACUUUUUAUCCAGAUAUCAGUUCUGGUGGAGGAGCAAGGGGAGAUGAUCAACAACAUUGAAAUCAUUAUGAACAAAACUCAAGAAUACACUCAAGUAUCAAAAGAAAAAUUUGGGCUGGCAGUCAAGUAUCGAAAAAGAAACCCCUGCAAAGCAGUAUGCUGCUGGUGUUGUCCAUGCUGCAAAUGA